ACGUGAAACCUUCUCCGCCUCAGUCGCGGGGUAGGGUGAGGCUGGCGGUCCAGACCGCGCGUUUUCUGUGCUCUGCGCCUGCGCGCUGCCUUGCCUGCCUCUCCCUGACCUCGGUAGCGGCCUGCUUGUCCACGCUCCUGCCAGGGGAGCCAAGGCCCUGACACAGGGUACCAUGGGCUUUAACUAUCGGGCUCCUCACCCUGCGGAGUAGGAAAACGAUGGUCGCCGCCGAAGUCAAGUGCCUGGCUCAAGGUCGCAAUAAAUAGGUCCCUUUUCUUCCUUAAAGUGACAAGUUGUCUCUUGACGUGUGUAUAUUGGGGGUGAGGGGAGGUGAAUGUAGUCCUUAUUGAGAAGAAUCUCGAUUGGCCCCAUUUGGUGGGACAUCCCUCUCCCCUGCAAGAAUCCUAGAAAAAGUAUGUGUCAGAGUCAGUUUUCUGACACGUGUUGUCCUGAUGUGACUCAGGACUCCUAAGUGUCCCUUAAUCUUGAGUGCUCCAGGCAACUCUCCAAGCCUUGGAAUCCUGCCUUGGUAGGAGAGUUCCUUAUUGGGGAGUUCCUUUAUACAGGUGAAAUCUUGGGACUAGACCCAAAGACUUAAUUCUAGAAAAGCCAAUGAAUUCCCAGAAAGACCCCAAUGACUGAUUUUUAGCAAAUUUUUUGUGGUGUCAAAAAAAAAAGGACUGUGGUAUCGUGAAUUAAGUUUUCUCUCAAAUUGCAGCCCAUCCCUUAACUGUUACCAUUCUCCUUCCCUUACUCUUGAAACAUAUUUGCAAGAAGCUUAAAAGGACCAAAAGGAAUAAUGAAAUGAUAGGAUUUCAGAUCUAUUAAGAGAUCAUCUCAUUCAUCUCUCAUUUUCAACAGAGAAAAUGGAGUCCUUUUGGGACCUUGGAGUCAUCUAGUCUAUUUGAUACUUAAUGAUCUGGGGAUCAAAUGAUUUGUGCAACACCAAGAUAGUAAGUGGCUGGAGUAGGCAUUUGAACUCAGUUCCUCUCCAAGGUCCCAUAACUAGUUAGUAUCAGAACCAGGACUCAUCUGCUGACCAUGUCUCAUACACUACACUGAGGAACUGGGCAAGUUGACAAUUUUUCUGAAUGCCCAUUUGGAUGUGUAUCUUAAAGUCACUAGGACUUAAUCUCCCACUCCACUAAAGAAAAUUGCCUACCUUUCCUUCUGAGUUUUUGUCCCAUUCAGACACUUGAACCUUUCUUUGUAGGGUUCUUACUCAGUAUUUUAGAUUUAUCUGUUGGCCCCCUGAUUAUUAAGUUCCUUGAGAGCAGGGACUUUUUUGUACUUUUGUCCUCCUUUGUAACUCCCUUACUUAGCAUAGUGAAUGACACUUAGAACCCAGUUAGUAAAUAUUAUAGAGUCCACGGUGUAACAGCCACCAUGCUAUAUUUUGGGCAUAGUCCCUGCCCUCAGGAAAUUCACAAUCUAAUAGGGGAGAGAAUAAGCAAACAAAUACAAAUCAAGCUAUAUAUAGGAAAUAAGAGAGAAAUAAUAAUAAGAGGUUGGGAAUCCCAGUUUUUGUAGAAAAUGGGAUUUUAUUUUGGAAGGUAGUAGGUAGAGAUGAGGAGGGUGCCAAGCAUGGGGAAUAGCUAGGGAAAAUGCCCAGAACUGAGAGAUGAAGUGCUUUGUGAAACAGAAAGGAGGCCAGUAUUAGAAGAGUAUUGGUUGAAGAAUAAGUUGUAAGAAGGCUGAGAAAAGGAAGGGAGUGGGUUAUGAAGGGAAUAUCCAGAGAAUUUUGUAUUUGCUUCUAGAAGGUAUUGUUGGACACUGGAGUUAACUGAGGAGGGGGUGAUAUGGUUGGACCUUCAACUUUAGGUAAAUAGCUUUGGCUGAAUGGAGAAUGUAUUGGAGUGGGGAGAGACGUGAGGCAGGCAGUAGACUGUUGAAGUAAUCCACUUGUGAUGUGUUGAGGAACUGUACCAGAAUGGUAAUGUAAAGAGGGAGCAUAUUUGAGAGAUGUUACAAGGGUGAAAUCAACAGUCACUGGCAACAGCUAGGAUAUUGGGGGAAGGGGCAUUGAGACAUAGUGAGGGGUUGAGGAUAAUGCCUCCAUUGGGAACCAAGUAACUGGGAGGAUGGUGGUGUCCUUGACAAAAAGGAAAGUGGAGAGGAGAGGAAAGGUUUAGGGGAGAAGGAGAAUGAAUUCACUUUUGGACAUAUUGUGUUUAAGAUGUCUACUGGACUUAAUUUUGAGAUGUCUGAAAGCCAGUUGGAGAUGUAAGAUUAUAAAUCAGUGGGAAGACUGGGGUAGAAUAGGUAUAUUUGAUUAUCAUCAGCAUAGAUAUGGUGGGACAUCUAUAGUUAAAGAAAGUAAUCUGAAUGAGGAUUCAGGAAAGGAGAGUGAAAAGGAUGGAUCAGGUAAGAAAGAAAACCUUGGGAGGUGCUCCAAAAAACCUAGAGAAAAGAAGAGAAUGAUUAACCAUGUCAAAGACUGUGAAGAAGAUUAAGAAAAGACCAUUAGAUUUGGCAGCUAAAGGAUCUUUGGUAAUCUUGAAGAGAGCAUUUUCAGUAGAAUUGAUGAAACUGGAAGAUUACAAGGGGUUAAAGAGAGUUAAUAAAUUCUUGUUAAUCAGUAGUUGAGUUAAUUAGUAUUUGGUUUAUUGACUGCUUUUUUUUCCCCAAUAGUUGCACAUUACCGUUGGUUAUCUAAAGCUCGGGGCCUAUUUGGUUGCUCAAAAGUCAGUUUUAUUAUAUCAUAAACUUAUAGAGCAUCUGGUACAGGCUUUUGAUUUUACUGAAGACAUUGAUUUCAUCUACUUCCUUAUAUUCAGAGACCAUGAUUGUUAUACCUAGUUGGGUCAUACAAGUGCAAAUCCCUUGGAAGUAAAGGAGGAGAAAAGGAAGCUUUAUUAAACAUCUACUAUGUGGCAGAUACCAUAAAAAGUGCCUUAUAGAUUAUUAUCCCAUUUGAUCCUCAAAAUAUCCUGGGAGGUAGAUAUUUUUAUUAUUGCCAUUUUAUACUUGAAGGACCUGAGGCAAAAGUUACCUGACUUGCCCAGAUUCACACAGAUAGUGUCUGAGGCUAGAUUUCAACUCAGGUCUUCCAGACUCCUAGCAUAGCAUUUUAUCUAUCCUCUGUGCCAUCUAAAUGCCUCUAGGCAAAUACCAUCACAAUACUGUACUGUGUUUUAGAUUAUACUUAUGGAUCAUGUUAUUAUUUGGAAAGAUUUCUUAUCCAUGCCUCAUAUUUGGAAGAGAAUUUCAAAGACCCAUGGAUGAUGAUCAUUUUGCUUAUCAGUAUGCAGAAUCUUGAGCACUUUGCAUCUAGUACUGUACAUUCUAUUCCUAAAUGUUUUUUACCAAAUCAAACUUUGAAUCUAUAUAAGCUAUAAACACAGUUUCACAGAAUUUGAAUUCUCUGGCUCCAGAGUCUCAAUUUUUUGACAUCUGAGGAACUUUGUACACAAUAGCUAUUUAUACUUUUGGGAAACUGCCAAAUUCUACCUUUGUUUUAAAUUAUUAGGUAUUCCACUAACUUAUCUAGGCAAUGCAUUGACUAGGGGAUAAAUUCAUGUGGAAGGUUUUUAUUUUUGGAUGUCAUCUGUAAACCUCAAAUUUCCUUAGACUUAUAAAUGUUGGAAAUUUCACCUUUGGGAUAUUUCAUACUUGGAAAAAUUCUUACUGAUAGUCUAUUGGAAUGGGAACCCCAUUGGCAUGGGAGGUUCCUUCUCUUCCCUUCUUAAGAUUACUUUAGGACAGAAACCUUUUGCUGAACAAUGGAAAGGACUUUGACCUAUGCUUAAGCAUAGAACAGGAAUUUCUUUGAGUCUUGAUUGAUUUUAGAAUUGAUACAAUGGAGAUACUCCACCCUAUUCAGUCCUAAUAGGAUUGAGUAAGGGCUGCAGCCUAGAUCAAAAUUUAAUUAUUUCUAAAUCUCUACCAUACUCAAGUUAACAGGAUUUAGAAAGGGCUGUAGCAAAGGAGUAAAGAUUUAAUCAUUUGAAAAAUAUGACCUUCAACAGACAUGUGCAAAAGCCAGAAACCUCUGGGCGGUCCUGGGUUAAGCGAGAGCCUCCAUUGACAGGGAAAUUGAUGAAGAGUGAUUGGUAGAUGUGAGGACUGAGGGGAGGCAACUUGGAUGGUUUCCUGAAAGAUAGGGGGUCAGGGGGUCUGAAGACUCCAGGGAGGUUGAGGAGUUUUGGUCGGGGUGAUUCCUGUGGCUAGGAGAAGGCUUGCUCUGAAGGAAGCUGAAGGUGGGGGCCUCUGAGACUGUUUCUCCAUUUUGGACACGUGAGUAAUAGGGACUGAUCUCUUUUCUUUGCCCCAGCUAUCUAAGGGCUUGGGCCUUUUAAGCCCUAUUCCCUUCUCUCCCCUUUCUCUCUCUCUAUCUCUAAUUCCUUUCUUACUCCUAUUGUAAUUAAACUCCAAAAAAGGCUGACGGCUGACUUGAGUUUUUUAUUUAGGAAUUACAUAGCUGAUUCCUUGGCGACCUUAAAUUAAUAUAUAUCAGUCUUUUAAAGUGAUUCCCUUGUUACACAUCCAGUAUUAUCUUUUCCUCGGUUUGGUUUGGUUUUUAACCUGGACCAAAUAGAGCCUCUCUCAAGUUUUGGAAUGUAUUUUGUUUAAUUUAUUUUCCACAUUUGUGAUGAAAAGCAGCAUAGAAUAAAGGAUAGAACCUGUCUCCUUAUCUUGAUGUUGUAGGUUAAAGUCUCUUCUGCCACAUAAUAUAUAAGCAACCUUAGAUAAGUUUUUCUUUUUUAAAAAGUGUUAUUAAUAAUAUCUUUAAUAAGUUUCCUCCUGUUUCCCUGCUGCUGCUCUACUACCACUUCUUUCCUCUCCACACCACCCCAGAGAGCCAUGUCAUAUUACAAAGAAUUUUUUUUUAAGAAUGAGAAAACCUCAGCAAAACCAACUUAUUGAAAAAAAUCUGACAGUAUAUGUAAGAGACCCAUAUAUUUAACAGUAUAUGAAGACCACACCUGUUGUCUCUUCACCUUUGGAAAGUAGUAGAGAAUAAUGUCUUUUCAUAACAGUAUUAUAAUCAGUAUGUAUAAUUUCUUGCUUCUAAUUACUUCACUUUGCAUGAGUUCAAACUAGUAAUUUUUUCCAUGCUUCUCUAUUAAUCAUUCAUUGUUAUUUCUUAAGAUGUAGUAAUAUUCUGUUACAUUCAUGUACCACAGUUUAUUUAGGCAUUCCCCAUUCGAUGGGCAUCUACUGUACAUUGUUUCCAGUUUGCUGCUAUAUUUUUCCCCCUAAAACCUUUACUUUCUGUCUUAGAAUCAAUACCACUUGAGGUCAGAUUCAAAUCUAGGACCUCCUGUCUUGAGGACCUCCUGGCUCUCAAUCUACUGAGCCACCUAGCUGCCCCAAGCUGCUAUAUUUUGUAGUAUAUAUGGGGUAUAUGCCUAGCAAUGGAAUCCAAGUCAAAAGGUAUUUUAGGCCAGUGAUGGCGAACCUUUUAGAGAUCGUGUGCCCAAAUUACACUCCUCAAGCUGCCUGUGAGCCCCCUGCAUUACCCCAGAGAGCAGAGGAAGGACGUUCACUUUGGGCUAUUGGGCAGAAGGGUCAGCAUGUGAAAAUUGUCCUCAGGUGUGGUGGGGAGGGGAGCAGCCCCCUCCAGCAUGCCAAGGUGCGUGUGCCAUGCCUUCGCCAACACGAUCUAGGCUCUUCCUGUGGUCCCUUCAUACUUGCCAUUCCUCACACACAACUCUUAUCUCCUAUCUUUUCCACUGUUGUCCAUAUCUGGAAUUUUUUCCUUCUGACCUUCUUUUGGAAUCCUUAUGAAAACUCAGUGUAAGUGCUUCAUACAUGAAUCUUUUCUUGAUUCCUCCACUCCCAGCUGCUAAUGCUAUUCUUCCCCAAACUAUUUUGCAUAGUCUCUUGUCUUCUUUCAGCUUCUUAAGGUUAGGAACUAUUUAUUUCACUUUUUUUUUCCUUUGCUUCCCUAGCAUAAUGCCUGACACAUAAUAGGUGUUUACUUAUAGUAGGUACCUGGUGAGUGAUUGCUAAAUAGUUGUGAGAUUUUUUUUUUAAACCCUUACCUUCCGUCUUAGAGUCAAUACUGUGAAGGGCUCCAAGGCAGAAGAGUGGCAAGGGCUAGGCAAUGGGGGUCAAGUGACUUGCCCAGGGUCACACAGCUGGGAAGUGUCUGAGGCCAGAUUUGAACCUAGGACCUCCCGUCUCUAGGGCUAGCUCUCAAUCCACUGAGCUACCCAGCUGCCCCUAGUUGUGAGAUUUUAUUGAGAACAACAGCCAAACUGAAGAAGUUUGAAGGAUGAGGAAGAAUCUGGUCAGAUAAAUCAAAAUAGGGAAAUUAAGAUGAACGAGGUUGGGUUGUGGGAAAGGGGCAAGGAGGGUAAAGUCAUUGUUAUUUGCUGCCAGGACCAGUGAGAAUUCAGGUGGAGAGGCCUAGCCAAUAGUUGUUGAUAUAGACCUGGAGCAAGGAAGAGAUGUUGUCUAUAGUCCAAUGACUAGAGAGAAAUUUAGGAAUUAUCUACACAAAUUUGACAAAGCCAUGGAAGUAAAUGACAUUUCCAAGAGAAUAGACUAAAAAGAAGAGGCCACUGACAAAACUAUUGAGGUGAUUGUCCCAUACUUGGUACACUUGGUAAGCAAAUGGAUGAAAAGAAACCAAUAAAGGAGGCCAAGAGUGAGAGCAUCAGAGAAAUAAUAUGAGAAUGUGGGACAAGAGGAUCAAAGGAUUUGUGUUUUGAUUUUUGUAUGACAAAUAUUGCAGAAAGGUGAAAGGACAUCAAGAUUGUUAACAUUUUGUGGGCCAUAUAGGUUGGAUUGAUAAACAGAAAGAAUUUAGCUUUUUGUGUGUAUGCCAGGUCGGUAUGUGCUAAGAUAUGGACUUUAAAAAUUAAAGCAAGUUAGUUUCAUCAGUGAUUGUAAAAAAAUAUUCUCUGUAAACCAAAGAAAUUGGUACUAAUAAUAUGUCAUAGGAAGGGCAUAUAGGUGGCACCAAAUACUUAAUCCAAAUUUUGCAAUAAGGUACUAUAUAUAAAACAUCCUAUAAAAGAAAAAUUCAGAUGACUUCCCUGGUACAAAGGGAGGGCCAAAAUAUUUUACAUCAAUUUUCUAGAUUGUGGGGGCACUGCAGCCCUAACUCCCAGGAUGUAUAAGGAUACCUGUAUAUUGAAACGCAGUUAUCAGAAUGUUUUCUAAUAAGAUCUCAGGUUAAGAACCCCUGAUCUAAUUUAACUAUUCCACUGGAUCUGCCAUCUUCUAAAGAUUGUAAGAAAAAUGCUUCAUUAAUAUUUUAGGUUCAGAGGUUUAAAACUGAAAGAGAACAGAGAUCUAGUCUCUUCUCCCCACCCGUUCCAUUUUACAGAUGAGAAUAAAGGCAUAGAAAGAUGAAAUGACUUAUAUAAGUUGUCAUGUUCAACACUUUGUGACCCUAUUUGGGGUUUUGUUGGCAGCGUUAGAAGAAUGAUUUUGCCAUUUCCUUCUCCAGCUCAUUUUAGAAGUGAGGAAACUGAGGCAAACAGGGUUAAGCGAUUUAUAACAGGGUCAUACAGUAAAUGUUUGAAGCCAGAUUUGAACCUAGGAAGAUGAGUCUUCCUGUACUCUGUCCACUGCAUCACCUAGUGCCCCAAAUAGCUUUUAGGUAAUAGUGCUCAACUCCUCUUGACUAUAAACCAGUGUUUUUACCACUGUGGCACAUGUCCAUUUCUUUGUAUAGUCAGUUUUCUUAGUAAAUGUCUUUGUCAAAUAAUAUGGUCUUAAUGAUUUUAAAACUGAACUCCAGCUAUCCUGUGGUCUUGCUCUGUGUGGGGCAUCUAUAUACCUCAUUGUGACCCAGGCAGUGCUCCGUGAGGUUAGCCUUGCAGGGUCCAUCCUCUCCACCUGGAUCUGCCGGGACAUGAUCAUCAGCCACUGCCUAGGCUUCACCUACCAAGUCAAUUGCCAGCAGACACUGAACAUGCAUUACAUACAAUGAAUUUUGAUGUCAUCAAAGGCAAGCUAAGUCUGCAUCAUGUGGUCUCAGUGUGAUCCAUCACCCCACAAAGUUGUGUGGUCAUUAUAUUCACCAAAAAUUUGGAUAAAUUCAUUGAUAAGACAUCGCAUGAUAUAUUUUCUGCUUUUGGUUUGAGAAGAUUCACUGCUACUAAGCCUCCAUCUUGGCCUUGCCCCAUUUUCUGCUUUUGGAAACAUCCUUUCUUGUAAUGUGGUAUAUGAUGAAAAUGUGGAUUUGUACAGAGACACAAGAAGAAAGCUAUUGGAAAAAAUGAAUGGAUGAAUGACGUUUUUUCAUGAUCACAGUCUUUGUUGGUCAAUUUAAAUCCCGUAAAGAAAGAGAAGCAGAACUUAGACCUAGAAUAAGAGUUCACUAAUGUUCACAUCAAAAAAUUUAUCAAGGACAUGGAUGAUUUAAUACUUAAGGACCAUUUUGGGGCAAGUUUGGACCUGCCGUAAGUGUAAAAGUAUGAUUGGUUCACAUCUCAAAACAUCAGCAGACACUCUAAUGCCUGCAUAGUUCCACAAUCCAAGUGUGCUGGAAGUGCUUACCAUCCUCAACAUUUUCUUUAUGGACUCCACAGGUUACCAUGUAGCAGCUUGCUUGUUCAUGUACAAGGAAAAAAUUCCCACAUGAAGAAAAAGGACCUUCUGCAUUGUGUGAUGGAUUCAGAAGCCCAUGAAAAGAGGCGAAAAAACCUGUCACCAUCUUCAAAUCAAGAUACAUCACACAAUGUAAAUGUUAAUGAGUUUAAGCAUUACCUUUGUGGAUGCUGUGCAGCCUUUAACAAUAUAGCAGUCACAUUUCCCAUUCAGAAAGUCCUUUUUCGGCAACAGCUAUAUGGACUCAGAACCCGAGAUGCUAUACUUCAGUUAAAGAAAGAUGGAUUGCGAAAUUUGUACAGAGGAAUUCUGCCUCCAUUAAUGCAGAAGACUACAACAUUAGCACUUAUGUUUGGUCUCUAUGAAGAUUUCUCUUGUAUUCUCAGCAGGCAUGUUAUUAGUUCUCCUGAAAUUGUGACUCGAAGUGUAGCAGCUGUUCUGGCUGGAACAACAGAGGCCCUUCUUACACCACUAGAACGUGUACAGACAUUACUGCAAGACCAGAAGAAUAAUGAUAAAUUUACAAACACCUUGCAUGCUUUCAAGGCACUGAAAUCCUAUGGCAUUGCAGAAUAUUAUCGAGGUUUGAUACCCAUUCUUUUCCGUAAUGGACUCAGCAAUGUACUGUUUUUUGGCCUUCGAGGACCCAUUAAGGAAUAUUUGCCUGAAGCAAAGUCUCAUAGUGCUCAUUUGGUUGAUGAUUUUAUCUGUGGAGGUGUAUUGGGUGCCAUGUUGGGAUUCAUUUUUUUUCCACUGAAUGUUGUAAAAACUCGAAUGCAGUCACAAAUUGGUGGGGAAUUCCAGUCUUUCUCCCAAGUUUUUGGAAAAAUCUGGGUAGAGCGUAAUGGGAAAUUGACACAUCUUUUCAGAGGCGCCCAUUUGAAUUACCAUCGAUCCCUCCUAUCCUGGGGCAUAAUAAAUGCAACUUAUGAGUUCUUGUUAAGGCUUUUAUGAAAGAUGUCAUCAAUAAAUCCCAGUAAUAAGCUUAGUAGAACUAAGAAGACAGAUUACAUUCUGAUUUUUAAUAGGCUAAAUACUAGGCAGUGACAAUAUGGGCAAAAUAAUUUUUCUUUGGGCUGGCUAGAAAUGAGAAUAAAAGUUUAUGGGCAGGAAAGUUAAAUUAUUUUUGUCAGUAAAUGCUAGGUUAGGCUUUUGAUAUCAUUACCAUCAGUGUUGAUGAAAAGGUGCAGAGUCCAAGAAGUGAUUUUUUUUUUCCUUUCCUGUAAAUUCUUUCAGUCGUCUAUUAAAACUUGAGCUGCCCCAGACAGCUGGAGAAAAGGGUCCUAGUGUCCUGAGAUUUCUCAGGCAUUUUGUGCUCCACCUUCUUGCUUGUUCUCUAGAGUUGUAGAAUAGGGUCUAAGUUUUGUAAGUCUUCAGAAUUCAGAGGGUCAGAGAAGAAAGUAAAAUGGAGAAGAGAAAGAAGUAGCUCUAUUAGGUAUGGACUUUCCAUGAAAACUGCUUACCUUCAUUAUAAAGCCAAAUGUAUACAGUUACCAAAUUAUGUUGCUCUUAAGUCACAAAGGAUUUAUUUUCAGUGAUGGAACUGAGCAACUUAUUCACAAAAUAACUUUCUCUUCUGAAAAAAUCAACUUUAAAUUAGUCAAAAAUUCAAAUUCUCCUUUCUAGAUGCAAUUUUCCUAUUUAAUUGAUCCAAGAUUUGUUGAACUCUUAGAGCUUUAAAUGUUGUUUUACCCUGCUUAAAGUUAAAUUUCAUCACAAAAUGGGGAAACUUGAAUCUCAUCUUUUGAGACAAAAUUUUCAUUCCAUUUUCAUGUGGAUAGAACUGUUUCAUUGAAUUACUGCUUCAUCUGCAAAGGUGUUUUGUUUCCUCGCAUAGUCAAAGAGUUGAGCAAGUUGAAAUUCCACUAACUCUGUCUUCUUCCUCCCCUCUUUUUAAAGAGAAGCAGCUUUGUUCACUUGUUAACUUCAUCUUCACAUCUGUUAUGUGUCCCAGCUUUGCAAAAGCUCAUUAUUUUGUAGCCAAGGCUUUUUCUGGUUUCCAAAUAGAAGGGGGGGGGGGGGGACUGAAAGCAUACUUUCCAUAAUACCAAGUAAUUUUUGUAUUCACAUCUUAAAUUUGUGUUGGGACCCAAAUUUUAGAUUUAUCUUUAUAAAUCAUAAAACUCAACCAAGUCUUGAGCCUGCUGGGAUUUUAGCAGUUGAUGCUAAAUAAAUCUUGACGGCUAGUAACUAAACAAGUUGGGGAUAUCAUUUACUGAAAAAAUGGGACUAAAAACAUUUUUUUCCCCAGGGAAAUGACAUGGUUGAAAUAACAGAAAUAAAGAGUUUUGCAACCAGAAAUGUCCCAGGAAAAGCAUUAUCUAUAAAAGACCUAUGAAGUAUUCUUUAACUCUAGGUUGGUUUCAAUUAUCUGUCAUACUUGACAUCAAUGACUUUGCAAACUAGAAGGAAAUGCUUUCUUUUUUUAAGGACUGAUAAAUGGAUGUUGUAAUGCAACUAAAUUUCCUGUCCUUGAUAUUCAAAUAUUUCAAUUAUCUGAAAAUCUGUUUAACAUCAAGGCUUUGACUGUUGCAUGGGAUGAGUUAGUGAAAAGUCCAGAAAGCAUGCUUACAUAACAUGCAGUAUGACUGGCUGUACUGGUGAAUUUGACAUUUCUCUCCAACUCGAGGAGAAACCAGCAAACACCAUUUUAAAAAAUUGAUUUACAUUACAGGCAUUAACAGCCUAAAGCAGCCCCAUUUUGUUAUGCUGAAAAGGAAAGGAUAUCUUAUAAACUAACAUUAAAGAUAUUAUGAACACUAUUCAGGGUUAAGUGUUAACCUUUCAAAUCACCAAAUAUAUGUGUAUGGCAACCUAAAGUUUAAUAAAUAAUUUAUUAAGAUGAUUUGAGCAAAUAAGAGUGGAACUUUUCAGAGUUUAAAUGGUGAAAAAAAAAUGAGAUAGGCAUUGGUUUUGGUCAUGUUUUCAGACAAAACCUUUGGAAAUAUUCCCCAAAAUUUGCACUUAAUGAAUGCAUGCACUGUAAAUUAUUUCGCCUUCCAUUGUACAUUGGCCUGCUGAACUGACCGUAUUAUCUUUAUUCCAUCUUGACCUAGUGCUUUGUUUACACUCCAAAUGGGAGAAGUUGUGUUUUAAUGCACUUUUGUACACUAUAAAUGAAAUUCGAAGUCAGGGAGAAUACUUGGUUUUCCCUCUCAAAAAAAAAGAAGUAAGUGUUGGGGACUUGGCCCAUGAAAUGGUAUUUUUAAUGCUCCUAACUGAUGCUAUUUUGGAGUUUCUUGUCACUUUUCUACAGCAUGUGAAGGCCAGAAUGCCUAUGUAUGUGCAUAUGUAUAUAUAUAUGAAGAUGGUUUUGCACCACACUAGGACAUCUUAAAUUUGAAAAAAAGAUUGGAUGAUACCUGUGUGCAUCAUUUAGCCAUCUGCUUUAUUUUGGACUUUUAAAAGAAAGCAUAAUGGGCUAGGCAAGAAGUGCUAAUCACUGAAUUUUCAACUUCACUGUAACUGGCUAGCUGCCAAACUUUUGAAAAGGUAAAUGUUGAAUGAAUAACUCCAGGUGAAAAGCUUUAAAAGUGGCCUUUGUGUUAAUAGUGUUGUCUACUUGUGAACAUGGGGGGGGGGUGCUUUCAAUUUUGUGUUUUUGUGCUUUUGUUGUACAGUAGUUUCAAUCAUGUCUGAUUUGUGGCCCCAUUUGGGGUUUUCCCAGCAGAGAUACUGGAGGGAUUUGCCUUUUCCUUCUCCAGCUCAUUUUACAGAUGAAGAAACUGAGGCAAAAGGGGGAAGUGACUUGCUUAGGAUCAUACAGCUGGGAAGAAUCUGAAGUCAGAUUUGAACUCAGAAAGAUGAGUUUUCCUGAUUUCAGGCCGGGUACUUUAUUACUGCACCGCCUAGCUGCCCCUUUUUGUGGUUCUUGGUUUCUAAUGCUUCCAGGAAGAACUUACGGCUUUGUAUUACAGAGCCCUGAGAAGUUCCUAUGUGCCCUCAUUCAGUGUAGUAAAAACACAGCCUUUGUAUAUUAACAACUGUUGUUUCUCUACUUAUUUAUAAGUGGCGAGGAAAAUGUUCUUGUUUUUUUUUUGUUAAUAUGGUCAGCAUUCAUCAUAGCCAAGGUUGUACAAACCAUGUAAUAUAUGUUGUAAACAGUUCUGUAAAAUGGGAUCAUGUGGAUGAAAAAGUGAAGUUCCUAAGUUAGAUGACUCUAGUACUAUUUGUAUUUCAGUGCAGCAUAGAGUAAUAGGGAAGUAUAAGAGAGCAGACAUUGGGCAUGAUGGCCCCUAAUCAUGUGUCUUAAAAUUAGAUUCAAUAUAGCUGACCUCUUGUAUGUACUAUGUGGUAUUCAGUUAUGAAGUCAAAUUUGCAGUAAAAGGGGAUGGGAAAAGCACUUGGAUCUAAUUUUGCUUUAACGUCAAUAAAAUGUAUUUCCAUUUGUUUUCUGAUGAAUAGAAAA
Monodelphis domestica (gray short-tailed opossum) is the source of this 12916-nucleotide messenger RNA. It is a transcript of the gene SLC25A51, whose product is annotated as solute carrier family 25 member 51. Gene Ontology annotation, molecular function: NAD transmembrane transporter activity. Gene Ontology annotation, biological process: mitochondrial NAD transmembrane transport. Lineage: Eukaryota; Metazoa; Chordata; Mammalia; Didelphimorphia; Didelphidae. Gene Ontology annotation, cellular component: mitochondrion. The record is from RefSeq and is a predicted model, not a curated record.